Marasmius oreades (fairy-ring Marasmius) is the source of this 1241-nucleotide messenger RNA. RefSeq lists its product as uncharacterized. Bases 3 to 1052 code for a protein of 349 amino acids. The record is from RefSeq and is a predicted model, not a curated record. NCBI's taxonomy places the organism in Eukaryota, Fungi, Basidiomycota, Agaricomycetes, Agaricales, Marasmiaceae. The transcript has a single exon.
CAAUGUCUUUGUGCUUGCGCAACGACUUGGAACAAUGUCUUAGCACACUUGAUGGUCCUUCUCCCCCCUUUUCUACGUCGAGCGCAGCAUCCCCUAUGCCUCCUUUCAAGUCAUUCUCUCAGACAGUCCAUAGUCCUUCACGAUCCAUACGUUAUUCCAGAAACCCCACCUCCUCCGGUUCCAUUGGUCGUCUUUCAUUUAUACCACUUCCCUCAUCCUCCGCGCAACGAUUCGACCUCCAUUUCCUAGAUUUCACCUUUCAAUCCUUUGCUGUAAACUCUAGGCCGUCCUCGAGAGGUGGUCCACCGUCUCAGUCCCGAUUACCGAGAUUAUCUCAACCUCUUUUUGAGAAGAAGGCAAUGGAAGAUGCACCCAUAUUUCCUCCCUCAUUCAGCCAUCCGAAUAGCCCUUACGUUCCAUUAGCAACGCCUGUACGACGAGAGUACUUUCGGCCCCUGACACCGGAAUCGUAUGUUUCCCACUUCUCAGGUUUCUCCCGCAGCGGUGCUAUUGCCCCAGAACCUUGGGAACACCAGGAGUAUCGUCGAUACAAUGUCACCGUGAUGAAGAUGUCGAACAACAUCCGAAAAAUACGUCGCAUUUUGAGGCGGAAAUUACUACAGGUAGCACGUCAUUUUAGUGCACUCAACCAGCCCUCAAGGCCGGUACAGAAUUAUUCCUCUGAACAAACUGGAUCAUACGCUGUUCACCAUUCGUUACCUGACGCAGUCAUCUCACCGUCUCCUAUUCGCGUCAUGUCAAAUGCAUCGUUUGAUACCUCACACACAAACUCCUUGGCUCAAUGGCUCAAUGCACAACAUCAGGCAUUCUUGAACACCCACGAAGAAUGGGAGAUGAGUUUGGAGGAAUACGAGCGCAUAGGAAGUUGGAUAAACUUUAGCUCGGGACAUGGUGGUUUUAGUUGCGGGAUAGCAGGCUGUCAAUUUCACCCCCAGUUUCCUCCUAACGUCCUGUCUCCUUCCGACCAUGACACAACGAGUGAUGAUCGCUCUAGUACGUCCGACUACAGCGUCCAGUCUCAGGCAGUUUGAAUCGUCAAUCCCAUCCUCCCUACCGAAUCGAAUUCAUGGAGAAGCCCCCACUCGUUCACCAUCGCUCUCAUUUACAUUAGCUCUAAUUAUCAAAGUCUUACAUUACAUAAUCAAUUUAACUGAGUUUCAAUCAAGGUGGGGAAACCGUUGUCAAGUGUAAAGCAUAAAGCGUGACGAGUUACUCUUGUU